Molecule: messenger RNA, 6648 nt
Organism: Xiphophorus maculatus (southern platyfish)
Lineage: Eukaryota; Metazoa; Chordata; Actinopteri; Cyprinodontiformes; Poeciliidae
Gene: ppfia3
Product: liprin-alpha-3-like
Exons: 31
Coding region: 428-4138 (1236 amino acids)
Biological process (GO): synapse organization
Cellular component (GO): presynaptic active zone
Molecular function (GO): protein binding
Source: RefSeq, a predicted model, not a curated record
GGUUCGGAGCCGUCGUCGCUCCAGCAGCUCAGGCAGGGAGGGGAUGGGUCCAGGCUGGUAACCGGGCUGGAACAGGGAUAACCUGCAUCCUCCCGUCUCUCCUCGGAUGCUCUGAUGGAGUGAGCCGGCCGGAUAUGCGCUUUUAUUUCCCGUCUCCGUCGAUCAUGGAAACGGUUCAUCUGGCAGCCCAGUAAUCCUUGGAGCCAAGAGGUCAGAGGUCGCUCACUAAAAACCCACAUCUGUCCCUUUCAUUCCUGCACCCCACUCUACCCUGUUCCCCAGUACCUAAUCCACCUCGUCUUCCUCACAACUUCCCCUGACAGAAUCCCUCCUUACAAAAACCAGCAGCCGUACUUUUCAUGACGAGGAAGAAGCUCCUCAGCAGACCGUCCUAGUCCCCCCCUGUGAUAACUCCUCAGGCCUCACCAUGAUGUGCGAGGUGAUGCCCACCAUCUCAGAGGACGGCCGUGGAGGCGGAGGUGGCGGCGGCUCGUCCUCGCCAGCGGGGAGCGCAGGUGGGAUGGGAGGCUAUGGAAGCCGAGAUCCUCGCAGUGGCGGCGGCGGUGGAGGAGGAGGUGGAGGAGGAGGAAGUGAUGAAGGGGGAAGCUCUGGUAACUUGGAGUCGCUGAUGGUGAACAUGCUGACGGAGCGGGAGAGGCUGCUGGAGAGCCUGAGGGAGACGCAGGACAGCCUGGGGACGGCGCACCUUCGCCUGCGAGAGCUGGGCCACGAGAAGGAGUCCCUGCAGAGGCAGCUGUCCAUCGCCCUACCGCAGGAGUUUGCGGUUCUGACCAAAGAGCUGAACCUUUGCCGGGAACAGCUGCUAGAGAGGGAAGAGGAGAUAGCCGAGCUGAAGGCGGAGCGAAACAACACACGGCUGCUCCUCGAACAUCUGGAGUGCCUGGUGGCCCGCCACGAGCGCAGCCUGAGGAUGACUGUGGUGAAGAGGCUGACCCAGUCUCAGACCGGCGUCUCCAGCGAGGUGGAAGUCCUCAAAGCCCUCAAGUCGUUGUUCGAGCACCACAAAGCGCUGGAUGAGAAGGUGCGGGAACGGCUACGGGUGGCGCUGGAGCGCGUGUCGGUCCUAGAAGAAGAGCUGCAGUCUUCUUCCCAAGAGGUCGUGUCUUUGAGGGAACAAGUGAAGCGAAGGCAGCAAGGACUAGACAACGGCAAAGAGCGCCUUCCCAACGGACCGGCAUCCAUCUUGGAUGACGCCGACAUCGACCGGCAGAGAGAGGGCGAGAUCGAGCGGCAGAGAUCGGAGCUGGGGCAGCUGAAGGAGAGGCUGGCUCUCAUGUGCAGACAGGUUGGUGAGAUUGAGGAGCAGCUGACGUCGGCCAGGAGGGAGCUGGCCCGAUCCGAGGAGGCCAACCAGAAGCUGCAGCGGGACCUGAAGGAGGCGCUUUGUCAAAGGGAAGACAUGGAGGAGAGAAUCACCACGUUGGAGCGCAGGUACCUGAGCGCCCAGCGGGAGGCAACGUCUCUCCACGACAUAAAAGACAAGCUGGAGAACGAGUUGGCCAGCAAGGAGUCUCUGCACAGACAGAGCGAAGAGAAGAACCGGCAGCUGCAGGAGCGUCUGGACGACGCCAAGCAGAAGCUGCAGCAGACGCUGCAGCGAGCCGAGACGCUGCCGGAGAUCGAGGCGCAGCUGGCGCAGAGAGUGGCCGCGCUCAACAAGGCGGAGGAGCGUCAUGGCAACUUUGAGGAGCGGCUGCGACAGAUGGAGGCACAACUGGAGGAGAAGAACCAGGAGCUACAGAGAGCGAGGCAGAGGGAGCGGAUGAACGACGAACACAACAAGCGUCUCUCUGACACCGUGGACAAGCUGCUGUCUGAGUCCAACGAGAGGCUGCAGCUCCACCUGAAGGAGAGGAUGGCCGCUCUGGAGGAGAAGAACGCCCUUUCUGAGGAACUGUCCAACAUGAAGAAGCUCCAAGACGAUCUGCUAGCAAACAAGGAUCAGCUGAUUGCAGAGCUGGAGCGUCUUCAGCUGGAGGUGGACCAGCUCAGAGCCCGACCCGGAGGCUCCUACUCCAGCCGCUCUCUGCCAGGCAGCGCCUUGGAGCUGAGGUAUUCCCAUGGAGGCGGGUCGCUCCCGACCGGCUCCACCACUCACCUGGAUCCCUUCGGUAAUGCCUCCGUCGCGGGGGUGGGCAGACGGAGCCACAGGGCCCGCUGGAGCACCGCCCAUGAGGACUCAAGCAAGUACCCAGACUGGGAGAGCGGGGCUUUGCUGGGAACCGGGUACGAGCAGAGCCUGGACGUGGGCUGCUGCUCCGAUGACGAGGACGACGGGGAGCCUCGAUUCGAGCUGCUUUCCCCCAGCGGACAGACAGACGUGCAGACCCUGGCCAUCAUGCUGCAGAAACAGCUGGAGGCCAUCAAUAAGGAGAUCAAGCUGAUCCAGGAGGAGAAGGAGAACACAGAGCUGCGAGCUGAGGAAAUCGAGAGCCGGGUCAGCGUGGCGUUGGACAGCCCGCCCACACAUCCCUCCUCUUUGGGCAGAGACGGCACUGGACGGGGCUUCAUCCCGUCAUCCAUCACGUCCUCCACCCUGGCCUCCCCGUCUCCCCCCAGCUCUGGACACUCCACCCCUCGCCUGCCUCACUCCCCGGCCCGCGAGACCGAUAGACAGAACAACAAAGAGGACGAUCGAUCUCUUGCUCUCCUCGACUCCACGCCUCCUCCGACUCCUCGCGCGCUGCGAUUGGACAGAAUGAACCUCACCCACCCGGGCGCCAUGCUCGACGACCCCCGGGAGUUUCGCAGCCUUUCUGCAGACGGCAGCAGCUCCAACAGCAGCCAGGAUUCUCUCCACAAGUCCAGCAAGAAGAAGAGCAUCAAGUCUUCCAUCGGUCGGCUUUUUGGGAAGAAGGAGAAAGGAAGGUUGGGCCAACCUGGGCGUGAGGAGUCUGCCUCUCUUGCGUCUACGCCUUCUGAAGACCUCGGAUCUGGAGACGCAAUGGGGAUAAACAAGACGGGAACUCUUGGUCCGGCAGAUAAAGACCGUCGCAGCAAAAAGAAACAUGAACUUCUGGAAGAAGCUUGUCGCCAAGGACUUCCGUUUGCAUCUUGGGAUGGACCGACUGUUGUGUCUUGGUUAGAGCUGUGGGUCGGUAUGCCCGCCUGGUACGUAGCGGCGUGUCGUGCUAACGUAAAGAGCGGCGCCAUCAUGGCCAACCUGUCGGACACAGAGAUCCAGCGGGAGAUCGGCAUCAGUAACCCGCUCCACCGCCUCAAACUGCGCCUGGCCAUCCAGGAGAUGGUGUCCCUCACCAGCCCGUCUGCCCCAGCCAGCACUCGCUCAUCCACCAGCAACGUGUGGAUGACCCACGCAGAGAUGGAGUCCCUGAACGCCGCCACCAAGCCUCCGGAACUGAAGGAGUUCAGCUGGGAUCAGAUUCUGGCCUACGGCGACAUGAAUCAUGAGUGGGUGGGCAACGACUGGCUGCCCAGCCUGGGCCUGCCCCAGUACCGCAGCUACUUCAUGGAGUCGCUGGUGGACGCCCGCAUGCUGGACCACCUGACCAAGAAGGAGCUGAGGGGACAGCUGAAGAUGGUGGACAGCUUCCACAGGGUCAGUUUGCAUUACGGCAUCAUGUGCCUAAAGCGCCUGAAUUACGACCGAAAAGAGCUGGAGAGGAGGAGAGAGGACAGCGUCCACCAGAACAAAGAUGUGAUGGUGUGGUCCAAUGAGCGCGUGAUGUGCUGGGUCCAGAGCAUCGGCCUGAAGGAGUACGCAGACAACCUCAGAGAGAGCGGCGUCCACGGCGCUCUGCUGGCUCUGGACGACACCUUUGACUACACCGACCUGGCCCUCCUGCUGCAGAUCCCCAACCAGAACACACAGGCCAGACAGGUUCUGGAGCAGGAGUACAACUCCCUGAUCUCCAUGGGAACGGAGAGACGACCCGAUGAGGAUGGAACGAAGACGUUCACCCGCUCGCCCUCCUGGAGGAAGAUGUUCAGGGAGAAGGACCUCCGGGGCGUGACCUCCGACUCCGCUGAGACUCUGCCCGCUAACUUCCGUGCCUCAGCCAUCUCCACACCCUCCGUCACCCUGAGAAAGGUUCAGAGUGACGCUAGCUCUGGUGCCCGGGGUGAAUCUGCCUCAGUGAGGACGUACUCCUGUUGAGUCGCCGAGGGCGCUGGCUGGAUUGGGCCUACAGGACCCUCUCACUCAUCCACAAAGAACGAAGCAAUGACUCUACCAAUUAACCUAAACGCAAACCUGGCCAUUCUGCAAUAACAGUAGCAAAGGAAAAUAGGGGGAAAAAUGACAUGAAGAAUGUAUAAACUUGUUCUCAGAUUUAGUGGGUUGAAUCGGACCGGCUGUUUUCUCUCUCCGUCUAAGUGUCCGCCGCCGUUUAUCAUCUUACAGUCUCAAACAUCAGAACGUCUGCUCGACACCAAGGGCCGGGCCAGAACCUGAACUCAUUGUUUAGUUCGGAUCUAGAGGGUGUUAAAGCUGAAAAGAGAUUCUGGGAGACAGACAGAUGUGUCGGAAACGACACCGGCGCUCCUUUAUUUCCGCUGGUGUCCGGUUUCAGCCGGCGCAGCCCCUUUUUGUUGGCCUCCCUGAUCCCCACCAGGAUCGGGUGGUGUGGUAAAACACGGCUGAAUUCAACCACCAUUUAUGUCCGACCACAUCAGAGAUCCAUUGUCUGUUGGCACCUUGAAGGCGGAUAGUGAUCUCUUUUGAAAGGGGCAUCAAAGGAGAGAAUUUGGUGGAGCAAACUUUGUCACCAGAAGCUUUUAUGACCCUUAAAUUGAUUUAUGUUGGUUAUUCAGACUAAAAUAGAUCCGCCUUUCACUCUAGUGGCAAAAUCUUAAACUGAAAAAUUAUAUUUAAGUUAUUGAAAAGAGGCAGCGUUACUGCUGCAGCACUUAUUUACUACAUCAGAGUAUCAGAGCCACGCUAAGAAUUUUUUUUAUACAAAAAUAAAGUUGUGUGAGAAGAAAGUAGAAAUAAUAUUAGAAGAAUGUCAUAAUAUUAUCAGAAUAAAGUCAUAAUAUUACCAGAAUAAAGUUGCAGUAAUGUGAGAUUAAAGUCUUAAUUUUGUGGUAAGUCAUGGUGUAGAAUAAAGUUGUAAAAUUACCAUUAUUAAGUCGUAGUUAUACAAGAAUAAAGCCAUAAUAUUUUGAGAAUAAAGUUGUAAUAUUUUGAGAACAGUCAAUACAUCAGCAUCAGAUUAUUAUCAGUAGCACCUGAUGUAUUUACAACUUUAUUCUCGUAAUAUUUUGACUUUUCUCAAAGUAUUACGACUUUAUUCUGAUAUUUUAAUAGAUUAAGUAUUUCCUUAUUCGUAAAACCAAAACCAAAGUAUAAGCUCUGGUGUAAAUAACGCAAAAUUCAUAUUCUGCACAGUUUCAAACCUUCAUUUGAAUCUCAACUUCUUCUAAAAACAGUCCAAGCACUUGAAAGAAAAAAAAACAUGCAGGUGUUUUUUGGCAAUAAAAUAAUUCUUUUUGGUGCCUUGAAAAUGAGCCGUUUCAGAAACGUCACACUUUGCCGUUACCUAGCUGAGCUCCAGCAUGAUUAGUCAGCCGGUUUUACCUCUAGUUGUGCUAUACAACGGCUGCUGGAAUAGACAAGUGUUUUGUUGUUGACUUGCCAUUUAGAAAUAACUUCCUGCAUUCUGUUGGUUGCGCAGGAGGCUCCACUUCUGCUUUUCAAAGAUCUACAGAUGUAUAAUUGUGCAUCUGUUUGCAGCCAUUUUUAAGUGUAAACAUUGAGUUGGGGGCUGCAGCCAGCAGCAGCUUAUUCGGACUCUCCUUUUUUCUUUGCUUGUGUUUUGGAACUACUGAUUUAGAUUAAAGCUAUGCUAUGCUAUGCUAGCUAGACAGUAGCCUCCAGUUUUACCCAGUAAGAACCGAGACUCCCACCAAGUCACUAUGAAGUUUCCACUGAUAGUUUUUUAUGAGGACGGAGCUGACAGAGAGACAAAAACAGCCAAUCCAAGAGGAUGGAAAGCAAAAAAAAAAUGUAAAAUGUGAACAGAAGUUGGUCAUUCUACUGCACACACAAGCCAUAACAGGAAGGAAACGCUGUCUGUGGAGGAGAGGGCAGCCUGAGGAAGCCCAGAAAACAAAACCUUUAGCCUCUGUGUUUACGAUGCAUGUCCAAUAACGACAAUGACCUAAAAAAAAAAAACAACUUUUUUUGGUAGUGAAGAUGAUAUGAGGUGUCAUUAAAAAAUAUAUAUCUGUAUGAUAAACCUACAGGGUGGGUUUGGGGCGGCUGGGCGGGGCAUCUGGGGGGGCAGGAAACAAAUUUGUAAGAUGUGUGUAUUUUUUUCAGUUGUAUUUUAUUAUUUUUUUUACGAUAACUAUUUAUUUUCUUCAGGUAUGUAUUGGAUAAACGUAUGUACAUGUUCGGUUUCGUUCUUUGCUUCGUUUGGACGAGUUUUAAGAGUAAAUAUGAAAACAUUGAGAAUUGUCAUUCAAAUACGCUAAAUGUGUACAUUUUGAGGAACAAAUUGUGCAACGAUUUAACAGAUUUCCAUGAUUCCAGUGGUAGUAAUAAGAUGAAAAUAUCUGAAAAAUAAAGAAUAUUAAUAAUAAUGACAAUGAUGAUGAUGAAAAUGGUGAUGUAAAAGCAAAAAUAAAUAAAGCAAUCCAGGUGGAUUUGCUGAUAAUCAUGCA